UGCAGCUGUGGCGACGAGCUCGCGCUGUGAGAGCAGAGAGGACCGGUGCGCGCUCACACUCACACACACUCACACACUCCCCAAACAAAGAAGCACGCGAGGCAGAGCAUCUCACCCUCCGAGCGAGUUCCGAACCCCGCACUGUCCAGACGCAACCGACCCGGUCCAGGCCCGAACGUCAUCAUGUCUUCUAACGGCGCUAGUAACGGAACCAGCGACAUGCUCCAGAUCCAGUUCGGUCUGAUUAACUGCGGUAAUAAAUAUUUAACUGCUGAAACGUUCGGCUUCAAAAUCAAUGCCUCGGCCACGAGCCUGAAGAAGAAGCAGAUCUGGACGCUGGAACAAUCCGGAGACGAAGCGAACGGGAAUGUGUUCUGUCUGAAGUCUCACCUGGGCCGGUACAUCGCAGCCGACAAAGAUGGCAAUGUGACCGGGGACAGCGAGACUCCUGGGACAGAAUGCCGGUUUAUCAUCACCGCUCAUGAUGACGGCCGGUGGUCGCUGCAAUCUGAGCAGCACGGGCGCUACCUGGGCGGUACCGAGGACCGGAUCAUCUGUUUUGCCCAAACCGCAUCAGUGGCCGAGAAAUGGAGCGUGCACAUCGCCAUGCACCCGCAAGUCAACAUCUUCAGCAUCACGCGCAAACGUUACGCGCACCUGAGCUCGAAGGUGGAUGAGAUUGCUAUUGACCGCGACGUCCCGUGGGGAGUUGAUUCGCUGAUCACUCUCGUGUUCCGGGACCAGAGGUAUCACCUUCAGACCUCUGACAACCGGUUCCUGAAGAACGACGGCAGCCUGGCCGUUAAAUCGGACAAGACCACGGGCUACACACUGGAGUUCCGCUCAGGGAAGGUGGUUUUCAGAGACUGCAAUGGCAAAUACCUCGCGCCCUCUGGUCCGUCCGGUACCAUGAAGUCUGGCAAGAGCACGCGCGUUGGGAAGGACGAGCUGUUCGUGCUCGAGCAGAGCCACCCGCAGGUUGUCCUCACCGCUGGAAACGAGAGGAACGUCUCCACCCGGCAAGGUAUGGACCUGUCAGCCAAUCAGGAUGAGGAAGGGGACCAGGAAGUGUUCCAGGUGGAGAUGUGUCGUGAAAACGGAAAGUGUGCUUUCCGAACGGCUGCUGGGAAAUACUGGACUCUGAUGGCUAAUGGAGGCCUGCAGUGUACUGCAUCCACCAAGUCCACUAACUGCUUCUUUGACAUCGAGUGGCGUGGAAAGAAGCUGACUCUUUGCGCUGCUAACGGGAGGUAUGUUGCAGCCAAGAAGAACGGUCAGCUAGCCGCUACCAUCGACUCUGCAGGUGAGUCAGAGGAGUUCCUGAUGAAGUUGAUCAACCGUCCAAUCAUAGUGCUUCGUGGAGAGCAUGGCUUCAUUGGUUGUAGGAAGGUUACAGGAACGUUGGACUCUAACCGUUCCACCUACGACUACUUCACUCUGGAGUACAGAGAUGGAGCCUACAGUCUGCAGGACUCCACUGGGAAGUACUGGAUGGUUGGAAACGAGUCCUCAGUAGUGAGCAGCAGUGACACGCCUGUUGACUUCCUGUUUGAGUUUUGUGACUACAACAAGCUGGCCAUCCGCUCUGCGGAGGGGAAGUAUCUCCGUGGCGACCACGCCGGCGUCCUCAAGGCCAACGCUGACGACCUGGAGACCGCCACUCUCUGGGAGUACUGAGCAAGCUGUGACCACGACAACGCAUGCUUCAGCACAACACUACCACCCCCCUGCCCCCCAUCCCCCUUUCCACCUUUACCCUUGUGAGGUCUGGUGAACUGCAGAGGACCGGGAGAGGGGAGGGGACGAGGAGGGAGGCGGAUGGUGCUGGUUGGCAUCUCCAGCUCAUUCCAUUCUCUCUCUCCCUCGCUCCUCCUCUCCUCCUCUCCCUGUUCCCUCUCUCUUUUGAGUCAGUUAUGGGUUGCCAUAGUUACAUUGGGGCAGUACACUUUCCCUGUUCCAAUCCAACGGCUGCUCGACGUGUCACUCACCCUCCCAGACGUUUGAUUGGGCUCUACUCACUCAUCUGCCCGAAGCCCUCCCUUUCCUGAGCCUUGUUUGGAGAGACCCACUCCCCUCCUCCUCCUCCCUUCCUCCCCCCCCCCCCCCCAGACUCACUGCUCUCCCUCCUAAUCCUGUUAUUUUAGCGUUCUGUCUUCCCAUCUCUGUCUGUCUCUUCCUGAUUCUGGCUUGAGCAGCACAUGGUGGCAGUAUCAAUGGUGUCUUUUACCUGGUGACCCCCUUCUAUCUGGAUUAAGUGUUUCUGUACAACCUAGUCCAGUACGACUGUUUCUAUCUGGUCUGGACUGGUGGGAGUGGUUCUAUCUGGACUGGUUUGGUCUGGUUGUGUAGGAGCAGAUUCGACUGGUCUGGUCUGGUGUGUCUGUAUGUGGAGAGCCUCUGUCCUCUCUAUUUGAUAACUGGAGUUAUUGAUGAUGAUAUCACCCAACAGGUUCAACCCCACAAUGUAAACUAGUCUAAUGUAAGCAGUCAUGUGUCCUUCUCUUGUUGUGUUCCCAUUGGUGGAGAGUGAUAUUCCAGACAGACAGGAAGUCUCCCUGUAACUGUCUCCCUCUGGUCUCCUAGCCGUGCUCCGAGCACCGGCCGUGUGGCAUGCUGGGAUGUAUGAUGGGGACUGCUCUCGACCCUUACUGGAAGAACCACACACACUAUUUUGAUGUUCUCUUAAGGCAUAGCCACUAUCAUCAGCAGGUUUGGGUCAGACCGACUCAUGAUGGCUAUCAACUGGUGUGAUACUGCAAACUGACUCUUCAAACUGCCUUUCAUCCGGGAUCCAAACUCCUCGUCCUGUCAUUCACACUCUGGUGCUGCACCCACAGAAAGCAGAGCACAGCCGACAUCUCACCGGUCAAGUCAGCAGGCCGGUCAGUCAGCCAGGCCGGUCAGUCAGCCAGGCCGGUCAGAGGGUGUGAACCACACGGCCCCAGCCCUGGACACCUCUGUAACCAGACUGGUGUCAGCCUCUGGUCAGACAGACGAGUGGACAGCUAGAAAUGAGAAGCUGUGGUGAGCUUGUAGACGAACGUGUUCUCGUGGUUUCAGAAGCGCUGGGGGUAGAGGGGGACUUGAGGUAGACAGCUGAUGACAUGCAUUGAUAAGCACACUUCAGGUUUGCAUGGCAGAACGCAGACCGUCUGGCUUUUCGGUUCCUGGAACACGGUGAUUGGUCGAGGCUGGUGUGGAAGGAAGAUGUGGUAAUGACUGUGCCUUACUCUGAGUUAAUGGGCAGUAAAGAAAAACAAAUAGAAAGAAAAAUAAACUGAUUCACAUCUUUGCUUUGUAUAACUGGAACUUCCUUUUGUAAUAUUAUUUUGUAUAAUUAAUUUUUUGAUAUUGUGGUUAAUCUUCCUCUUGUGCCAUUGGUUCACCGGAAUUCCAACGACCAAUAAAACUGGGAUUUGGAACACUA
This is a messenger RNA of Hypomesus transpacificus, 3427 nucleotides long. It is a transcript of the gene fscn1a, whose product is annotated as fascin actin-bundling protein 1a. NCBI's taxonomy places the organism in Eukaryota, Metazoa, Chordata, Actinopteri, Osmeriformes, Osmeridae. The transcript is spliced from 5 exons. Gene Ontology annotation, cellular component: microvillus; actin cytoskeleton; lamellipodium. The coding region runs from base 184 to 1677 and encodes 497 amino acids. Gene Ontology annotation, molecular function: actin filament binding; protein-macromolecule adaptor activity. Gene Ontology annotation, biological process: actin filament bundle assembly; cell migration; establishment or maintenance of cell polarity. The record is from RefSeq and is a predicted model, not a curated record.